CCGUGUGACGGGAGCGCAGCCCCCGAGCGGGCGCCGGGCCUGAGGCGGCGGGGUCGGCACCAGCUGCGGGGCCCGGCCCGGCCCGGCCCGGCCCGCCGGCGGACACCAUGUUCUCCCUCAAGCCGCCCAAACCCACCUUCAAGUCGUACCUUCUGCCUCAGGCUGAAGACAGCGUAGCGUCAGAACCGAGGAUUAAGAAACUGGAGCCGGUGCUUUUGCCAGGUGAAAUUGUGGUAAAUGAAGUGAAUUUUGUAAGGAAGUGCAUUGCAACAGACACGAGCCAGUAUGACCUGUGGGGCAAGCUGGUUUGCACCAACUUCAAGAUUUCCUUCCUUACGGAUGACCCGAUGCCACUGCAGAAGUUCCAUUUUAAAAACCUCCUCCUGGGAGAACACGACGUGCCGCUCACGUGCAUCGAGCAGAUUGUCACAGUGAAUGACACCAAGAGGAAGCAGAAGGUCCUGGGUCCCAACCAAAAACUUAAAUUUAAUCCAACUGAAUUAAUAAUUUAUUGCAAAGACUUCCGGAUUGUCAGAUUCCGUUUUGAUGAGGCAGGACCCGAAAGUGCAAAAAAGGUGUGCCUUGCAAUAGCUCAUUAUUCUCAGCCAACAGAUCUUCAGCUUCUCUUUGCAUUUGAGUAUGUUGGGGAAAUGUAUCAUAAUCUAGCAAAGGUGAAUGGCAUAGACCCAGGAGGUGGUGGCAGUGGCAUCGGCAGCACCAGCGCUCAGCAGACACCUUUGUUUGAAACCUACUCUGACUGGGACAGAGAAAUCAAAAGGACAGGUGCAUCCGAGUGGAGAGUGUGCUCAGUCAACGAAGGGUACAUGAUUUCUACUUGCCUUCCAGAAUAUUUUGUGGUUCCAUCUUCCUUAGCAGAUCAAGACCUUAAGCUAUACUCCUACUCUUUUAUUGGGAGGCGAAUGCCAUUGUGGUCCUGGAACCACCCUAACGGGAGCGCCCUUGUGAGAAUGGCCAACAUUAAAGAUGUACUGCAGCAACGAAGGAUUGAUCAAAGGAUUUGUAAUGCCAUAACUCGGAGCCAUCCCCUGAGAAGUGAUGUUUACAAAUCUGACCUGGACAAGUGUCUGCCCAGCAUCCAGGAAAUCCAGGCUGCACACAUCAAACUCAAACAGCUCUGUGUCAAUGAGCCUUUUGAAGAAACGGAGGAGAAGUGGCUGUCCUCACUGGAAAACACUCGCUGGUUAGAGUACAUUAGAUCAUUUCUGAGGCAUUCUGCUGAGCUUGUCUAUAUGAUGGAGUGCAAGCACGUCUCUGUAGUUCUACAAGAGGAAGAGGGACGGGACCUGAGCUGUCUUGCUGCUUCUCUCAUCCAAGUCAUGCUGGAUCCCUAUUUUCGAACAAUUGUUGGAUUUCAAAGCUUAAUACAGAAGGAAUGGGUCAUGGCAGGAUAUCAGUUUUUAGACAGGUGCAACCACUUAAAGAGAUCUGACAAAGAGUCUCCUUUGUUCCUGAUGUUUCUUGACUGCGUGUGGCAGCUGCUGGAGCAGUACCCAGCAGCCUUCGAGUUCUCCGAGGUGUACCUGACCCUGCUGCACGACAGCGCCCGCAUCUCGCUCUUCGGCACCUUCCUCUUCAACUGCCCCCACCAGCGCGUCAAGGAGAGCACUGAAUUCGCUAUAAGCAAAAACAUCCAGCUGGGUGGUGAGAAAGGCCUCAGGUUCCCCUGUGUUUGGGACUGGUCUCUGCAGUUCUCCAGCCGGGACCGCCUGCUGUUCCACAACCCCCUGUACGUGGGCAAGAGCGCGCCGUGCGUGCACAACGGGGCCAUGAAAUCCUUCAAACGCUCCAAGAAAAACUACAGCUCCACCCUGCGAGGUGCCCCCCCAGCACUAAAGAACGGGAUCAUCGGGGAGCAGGAGUUCCUUCCAAGGAGAAACUCUCUGAUCCUAAAACUGAAACCGGACCUUUUCCAGCCGGCGGAGAGCCCGAGCCACAGCAGGGAGCAGUUCUUCAGGGACUGGUUUGCAAAGCCAGUGGACCUGCAUGGCCUGAUCCUGCCCCACCUCUCUGCAACGCAAAUCAAACUGUGGAAACUGUGCUACUUCCGCUGGGUUCCCGAGGCCCAGAUCAGCCACGGCGGCUCCGUCGCCGCCUUCCACAGGGUGUCCGUGCUGGCCGAUGAAGUGGACACCUUGAACCGGAGCCUUCGGCACUGCAAAACCAACCUCUCCUUGCAAGGCCCCUGCACGGAACUGGAUCACAGCAGGAUGUACUUCAGAGCCAGCGGUUUCAAUGACACCUCGGGCGCCCCAGACUUCCUCUCCUCCUCAUUCCCCUUCUCUCCUGUCGGGAACCUUUGCAGACGGAGCAUUCUGGGAACACCGUUAAGCAAAUUUUUGAGUGGUGCCAAAAUCUGGCUGUCCACUGAGACGCUGGCAAAUGAAGACUGAGGUGAUGUGGUGAUUUAAAGGUCUGAGGAGAAUACAGCAUAUCAUUUUGUCUUUUCUAAAUUAACACUGCUAAAUGCGGCAUUGAAAGCUGUAAUAAUUUUUAUAUACAAACCUUACGUAAGUUUUGCACAAAUAUUUAAAAGCAAGGCAAGUCAUGCUUCAAACCGCACAAUUUUGUCUUCAGGAGUUCUCCUCUGCUGGGGCUUCUGGUCCCUAAUUCCUCCUGUCCUUUGGGGUUUGGCUCUUUACAUGCAAUGGAGUGCUUCGUUAGCUAAUUGAGAGGUUUGGUGUGGUCAUUAAUGUGGGUUCUGCUUGAAUAUCCUUUUUUCCCAGACAGUGACUGACAUGACCCUUUGAGAAAGCAGCUUGGAAAGCCAAAGCAGUGCAAUGGACACGAAAUGACAGCUGAAAUCUGGGAACAUACUAUUUUGUCAGACAGCCUCUUCAGGAAGAAUAGUUUCAUGCAUAAAUACAAACACAUUAAUGUUCUGUGAGUUGUCACCCUACACAUCUGCUAAUGCAGAGUGUACCCACGGGAGAGGCCGUUCCCUUUCUCUCCGCAGAACGUGUUCAUUAACAAUUAGUCAGAUUGUGCUCCUUGUCGUGAGCUUGACUUCGGACUGUAGAAAUCCAGGUCAGGACAAUGCACUGUUAACCUUAAAAUAUUUACUGUAAAUGUGGUAUUGUAGUAGCUUUAGAAGUGCCUUUAACUGGGAGGACACAGUAGCAAGAUUACUCUAAUGCAGCUGACACCCCCCAGCUUUUCACAAGAGAUUGUUGUGGCAAGUUCUUGUUCCAUCCCCUGCCUCCCCCUCUCCAUUUCUGGAGUGGUCCAGGUGAGAUUUUCACUUUUUUUAUACAGGCACCUCAAAUCCUCAGCAUUGGACCCUGCCUAGCGUCUCAUUUUUCUGUAGGAUGAAGCAGCUUUCAGCAGAACCCCCUCGAGCCAGCUGGGCUCCAGAAAGGAGGGCUCAGUCAGUGUUGGGAGCCCCACGAGGGGUGGUGGUGCUGCAGUCACCUGGGCAGGGGCUGGAAGAGCAGAAGUUGUGCAGAGCUGUGUGUGGGGGCACAGAGGUGUCUGCAGGGGGCUCGGGGCUGCUGUCACACAAAGCCAGACCCUUCUGCUCAACUGUUUGUGAGGAAAAAACGUGUAUUGGCCUCAAUUGCCCACUUCUGCUGCAAGACGGGCUGAACACGUUCCAUGGUCCACAAACCAGUUGUGUUUAUCUCCAAGCUCGCUGGAGCAGUCAUCUCACUGUUCAGCUCAUUAUUCACACAUUUGUCUUAGUUUGCUUUUGUGAUUUCCUUUUUCCCAUUAGCUCACUGCUUUCCCUGGCCUGAUACUUGACAUAACAGACCUCAACCUGUGUGCUUAGUAUCUUUUGGUACCAAUUUUUUUUCUUUUAAAUGACAGUUGACUAUAUAUAUAUAUAUUUUUUGUCUUUAAAAGUAUAACUUUGGUUUAAAGGUACCAAAAAUGUGUAAAUAAAUACUCCACAAAAGCAGCUGGUGGAAUUAAAAAAAAAAAAUUAAGGCUAGUACCCUUUGGGGGAAAAAAUGGGUACUAUAUUUAAACAGAAUUGUCUUUUAUAAGGAAAUUACAGACAUUUUUACAUUUCAGUUCUAAGAUGUGUACAGAUGCUGCAGAGGGUCUUUGUAUUUUAUAUAUAUAGCAUGGGAGGGGGUUAAAAAAUAAUAUGCCUUUAAAAUAAACAAAACCUGUUGAAAUAUGUAUUUGCCAAACAGACUUAAAAAGACAUUUUAUACCAUUCAAAAAGGGGAGUCAGGUAAGCAGAGGCUGAGAGGGGGCACCUCCUGCAGAGGAGGGGAAGGGACCCACCUUUCCCUGCACAUGUGGACAGGGUUCUGUUCCUGGUGUCCAGGGCCUUGCCUUGCUGUGUGUGUGUGAGUGAGUGAGUUUGUGCCUCUGGGUGCUGGCUCUGCCUCCUCAGCUACACAUCUUAACACCUUUUAAUUUACUUUUGAAAGACAGGUACUAAAUGUUAAUUUUGAAAUAUCCUCCACUGCACAGUUGCCUUAUAAAAUCAGUAGGGACUGCUCUAAUAACUCUCAAAAGCAAUUUUGGGGUCUGAGUGGGUGUCUGUCUUUGAUGUUUGUGUAUAGAAUACUGACAUGCAAGUGUGUAUGUAUAUGUGUGUGUGUAUAUGUGUACACAUUUUCAGAUUUUCAUUUCUGUUCACCAUUUAAACAAGAUACUGGUGAUGCCAUUUUGGUUGCAAGAAUAGAAAAGCUACCAAGAAGCUCAUCUUUUUUUGUCUGUUUGUAGAAAAGCUGCAUUAUUUCAGCUGUUCCUGCUGUGCCAUGGCUUUGUACCACCCUGGAGACCCCAGAGGGAGCUCAGGAGCUGAGGGGGUUUCAUGACCUCAUUCCUGCGAGGUGGAGCUGAGGCAAACUGUGUGGCUGUGGUGGUACCUUUGUCCUCCCUGCACUGGAGCAGAGACGUGGCUUUCCUUCCAGAGGUGCAGGAGAGGGAUGUUUGUGUGUCUGAGCAGCGUGUUCAACGUGCCCCUGCCUGCAGGACCACUCUGCUAGAACUGCCUUGUAUUUUUAUGAACAUGUAGCAAGUUGGGCAAAUGCUUUGGUUACUCUUAGAGGGAAAAACAUUAAAACCAAAAAAAUUCUAACAUAUAUUAAAGCAAAGGAUGAAAUCUUAAAUUUGCCUCUAACAAAGAGACAGAAAUCUGUACCUCAAAUUGCUGUAGGCAGUAGAUUUCUAAUGCUGUUGCUGUGAUGGUUUAGAGUUCACCAUUUCAACUGAAACUAAAACCUUUGUGCCUGAUAAUGAUUUACUGAGUAAAAUAGCAGUGGCAGGAAGAUGAUAAAAUCCUGAUGCUGAGUUGUGAAUGUGAAGUAAAUUAGAGUCAAUAAAAGUUCAUACCUUUCCACAGCAAA
This is a messenger RNA of Myiozetetes cayanensis, 5324 nucleotides long. RefSeq names its product myotubularin related protein 10 (gene MTMR10). Bases 108 to 2411 code for a protein of 767 amino acids. The transcript is spliced from 16 exons. NCBI's taxonomy places the organism in Eukaryota, Metazoa, Chordata, Aves, Passeriformes, Tyrannidae. The record is from RefSeq and is a predicted model, not a curated record.